GGAGUCGCCGGGCGCGCCGCCUGUCCGCGGUCUCCUGCGCCCGCGCCUGCUCCUGCCUUCGCUCCCUCUCCUCCUCCCGGGGCGCCGGCGGCCGAGGCCGCUCCCGCAACUUUCCCAAGAAAGUUCAGAAACUCGGCUCCGGAGCGGCCGGGCCGCGCGCGCGGCGGUCACCUCUGGGGGCCGCCGGGGCUUAGUGGUCGCUGCACCUGCCUCGGCCUCCGCCGCCGCCGCCGCCGCCGCCCGGGACCGGGCAGUGGGCAGACCCAGGCGGCGGCGGUGGCAGUGGCGGUGGCGGCGGCGGGGUCCCUCUGGCCGCCAGCGCCGUAGCCUGGGUACCGCCGCCGCCGCCCACGUGCGCGGGGGUCCAGCGGAGAGCACCUUCCUGCUCGCGGCAUUUUUUGUUUUCCCCUUUGGUUUUCCGCCUCUCGCGUCUUUCUUUCCUUUCACGGUUCGCAUACGGGAAAAAGUUGAGUCGAAAGUGUCUACAGAUUGCCACUAUCUUCCUUCCCCUCCGCGCUUUUUAAAUUUUUUUAAAAGCAGGACCAGCGCUUUUAUUUUUAGCGUCUAAAACAGACCGAUAGUUUCCCCCUUUCUUGCUUGGUCCCGGGCGGUUGGUGAUCCGCGGAGUGGCGUGGACCUCAUGUAGAAAUGACAGCAAUGGAAGGGGCCAGCGGGUCGAGUUUUGGAAUAGACACGAUUCUGUCCGGCGCCGGUUCCGGCAGCCCCGGCAUGAUGAACGGAGAUUUCCGCCCUCUCGGUGAAGCUAGGACCACGGAUUUUAGGAGCCAGGCCACCCCGUCACCCUGUUCGGAGAUUGAUACCGUGGGAACCGCGCCCUCUUCUCCGAUCUCGGUCACCUUGGAGCCCCCGGAGCCGCAUCUUGUGACGGACGGGCCUCAGCAUCACCACCACCUCCUCCAUAACCAACAGCCACCGCCGCCACAAGCCGCGGGCCCCGCGCAAAGUUUGCAGCCUUCGCCGCCCCAGCAGCAGCCGCCGCCGCCGCCGCCGCAGCCACAGUCGGCAGCCCAACAGCUGGGCUCGGCCGCCUCGGCCCCGAGGACUUCUACCUCUUCGUUUCUAAUUAAGGACAUCUUGGGGGACAGCAAACCUCUGGCGGCUUGCGCGCCCUACAGCACCAGCGUCUCUCCGCACCACACGCCGAAGCAGGAGGGCAACGCGGCGCACGAGAGCUUUAGGCCAAAGCUGGAGCAGGAGGACAGCAAAGCCAAGCUGGACAAGAGGGAGGACUCCCAAAGCGACAUCAAAUGCCACGGAACAAAGGAAGAGGGAGACCGUGAGAUUACCAGCAGCCGGGAGAGUCCCCCCGUGAGAGCCAAGAAACCUCGAAAGGCCAGGACUGCUUUCUCGGACCAUCAGCUCAACCAGCUAGAGCGCAGCUUCGAGAGGCAGAAGUACCUGAGUGUCCAGGACCGCAUGGACCUGGCAGCUGCCCUGAACCUCACUGACACCCAAGUCAAGACUUGGUACCAGAACCGCAGAACCAAAUGGAAGCGGCAGACCGCCGUGGGCCUGGAGCUGCUGGCCGAGGCCGGGAACUACUCCGCGCUGCAGAGGAUGUUUCCGUCGCCUUAUUUCUACCACCCAAGCCUGCUGGGCAGCAUGGACAGCACCACGGCGGCCGCGGCGGCCGCGGCCAUGUACAGCAGUAUGUACCGGACUCCUCCGGCACCCCACCCGCAGCUGCAGCGGCCUCUGGUGCCCCGCGUGCUCAUCCACGGCCUGGGGCCCGGGGGACAGCCGGCCCUCAACCCUUUGUCCAAUCCCAUCCCAGGCACCCCGCAUCCUCGGUGAGGAAGGAGCCCUUCAGAUUCCCAUCCCGCCCACCCCCGGCUCUCCCCGCACCAGGUCAACAGGAAUAGAGGCAGAGGAGUAAAAGGGGGGAGCUCACCGGUGGGCUGGGGUCCCCAAGGACCAGCCAGCCCUCUGCUCUCCGCCUACCCCCUCAGAGGCAGGGAUGCAAAAGCUCCCCAACAGUGUGACUGGCGAAAAAUACUGAACCCCACUGACAGUGCAACCAGUAAGUGAAAAAAACACCCACAAAAAACAAACCCUCGAGUUCUUUUUUUUUUUUUUUAAACAAAAUGACUUUAGGGACACACGGAAGGGAGGGAGGGGGGAGGGCUGAGAAGGGCCUGGAGAGGAACCUUCUAGCGGAGAGAAUUGUUGCUGGACAGACAGCCCGAAAUUCACCCCCCCUCCUCCCCCAGGCAGAAGGUGGUCCUUGGACAUCCGAUCUGCCUCAGAGCAGUGAAGGGGGGGCAGAGAACUUUGCACUGAUUUCUCAUGAGCUUUUUUUUUUCUUUUGGAAAAGUGGCAUGCUACAUAAUAUGAAAAAAGUGUACAUUUGAAAGACUGAGUGAUAAGUGAUAUAUCAUAUUUAUUAUAUGUUGUCCAAAACAGAGUCACUUAUAUACGUCAGUAAAAAAAACAUGAUUUUUUUCCUUUUCAUGUCUUUUUUGAUUCAGUAAAAUAAAUGCUUAGACAAAAGUA
Molecule: messenger RNA, 2514 nt
Organism: Mesocricetus auratus (golden hamster)
Lineage: Eukaryota; Metazoa; Chordata; Mammalia; Rodentia; Cricetidae
Gene: Barhl2
Product: BarH like homeobox 2
Exons: 3
Coding region: 649-1815 (388 amino acids)
Biological process (GO): regulation of transcription by RNA polymerase II
Cellular component (GO): nucleus
Molecular function (GO): DNA-binding transcription factor activity, RNA polymerase II-specific; RNA polymerase II transcription regulatory region sequence-specific DNA binding
Source: RefSeq, a predicted model, not a curated record